GCAAAUAAUGAAAACAUGUUCAUGACGCAAAAUCACCCCAUCUCACGCGUUAUUUUGAUUGGUUAGUAAUCUAUGGUGUUACUGUUCUUCGUCCAGCUCACUUUGACAUGGAGAAUCUAGAAGGCUGGUCGAUUCCAGCCGCCGAAAGUGUAGUUGACCAUGGGAAUGAUUUUUUAUCAGGAAAUGACCUCAGUAAUGUAGCUCUUGAUGACAUCGAUGAUAUUGUCCAGUACAUGUUAUCUGACACAAACUCGUCAAAGAAUGACUUGUUUGAUGGUCAGCUGAAUUUGUUGAAGCCAGAUACAGAGGGGUUUGUAGAUUCUCAGCUUCUGUCAGAUCCUUUGAAACAGGAACUAUCUAUCGAUGAACAGUUUGAUUUGACCAAUUCAAGCAGUAGUUCAAGUGUGUUGCUGAAUGAUGCAAACUUUAGCAGUGAUAGUUUAAAUUGUCUGGAAGGUGUGGACUUAUUGGAUACAGGAGGUGGAGGUACACUUCAAUCUCCUCUUGUUAACAUCUCCCACUUUAAUGGUGCUCAACAGCUUCAACAGGCUGCAUUGAAACUUCAGAAACAAGCUCAACUUGUUCAACAACAAAAACAGUUGCUGGUACAACAACAGCAACAACAGCAGAAACAACAACAAGCUCGAUUGUUGCAACAACAAUUGAGAUUAAUUCUUCAACAGGCUGCUCAAAAGACUACCCCAGUUGUUGCACAGCCUCAGCCACAGGUUCAGCAGCAAGUCAGCUUACAGCAGCUGCAACAGCUUUUGCUGCAAUCUCAAGCUUUGAACCAGCCUGUUAUAUCUGCAAUUCCUGCUACGACAUCGUCAUCACCAUCAACACGAACUUCACAUAUCAUUAAAACACAGAAUGCUACCACCCAGUCACAAGUGGUAUCCUCAUCACCAACUAUCGUCACACUGUCCUCUCUCCCUCCAACCACCCUGACCCCUCAACAAACUGUCACUACCACCGUCCCUCAGGUUCAAACCGUUGUAACAAGUAUUCCAAUUCAGGUGGUUGAUAGUGAGAAAGUUCCCAUAAACCGCCUUAACAAUCCCAACAAAGGACCUAAGAAAGGAGAGAAGAGAACAUCUCAUAAUGCCAUCGAGAAGCGGUAUAGAUUGAGUAUAAAUGACAAAAUUACAGAACUUAAGGACUUGGUAGCAGGCACAGAGGCAAAGUUGAACAAAUCUGCUAUCUUGAAGAAGGCUAUUGACUACAUCAGGUUCUUGAUUAAUACAAACAACAGAUUGAAGCAAGAGAACAUGGCUCUCAAAUUGGCAGCAUCUAAACACUGUAAUAUUGAGGAUUUAAUAAAACAAACACCAUUAACUCCUCCAAGUUCUGAGAACGGAUCACCUAUUCAUAUUUCUCAAUUUGGAAGUGAUGGUGAAUCACCACCUGGUAGUCCCAUGUAUGAAUCAGACUCCCAGUCAGACUCCAGCGUUUCUGGAGGAAAUGUCAUGCUGACCAUGCGGGAUCAGACUAGGAUGGCAUUGUGCAUAUUCAUGUUUGCAGUCCUUGCAUUCAACCCUUUUGGAAUCCUUCUGGGAUCAAGUUCUAAUAGUGAUGGUUUUGCAGGCCAGCAUGCUGGCAGAACACUUAAAAAUGUGAAUGAUGGAGAAGCAAAUGGUUGGAUGGACUGGAUGUUCCCUUCUCUGUUGAUGUGGGUAUUGAAGGGUGUCAUCUGCAUUGGUGUGUUGGUACGACUUCUGAUCUUUGGAGAACCUGUAGUUAAGAAGGACACUGAAGCAGCAGUUUCUUUCUACAGACACAAGACUCAGGCUGAAGCUCAUUUAGAAAAGGGCAAUUUUUCAUGGGCAACAGAUCAGUUACGGAAAUGUUUAGCUGGUUUGGGAAGACCUUUGCCAACAUCAAAGCUUGAGCUGGUGUCUGGACUGUCAUGGAAUUUACUGAGACAGAUAUUUCACAGACUUGUUGGAAAGUGGUUGUUUAGCAGAGCUACAGCAGUCCGCAGUAAAGAAGACAUCAACAUGUCGGCCAAGAAUGCUGCCCUGGUUUAUCAUAGAUUGAACCAGCUUCAUUUGGCAGGUCAUAUUCCUGGAAGUAGUUGGUGGGGAGUGAAUCUCAGUUUGUGUGCCAUUAACAUGGCUGAAGCUGCAGGAGAUGCCCUUCCACUAUCACAGUUGGCCGAGAUUUAUGCUACGUGUGCAAUAAGAAUGCAGAGUAGUUUACCAUGGAAAAUGAAAUAUCUAUCUAAGUACUUGCUGAGUCGGGCCAGGAAAGCAUGUUUAACUAGUGGAGAUCGCCUACCACCCAGUAUCCAGUGGCUUUCUCAUCCAGAAGGUUAUAGAUUUUUUGUUGGUGGAAAAUGGACUCUAGGUGGACAAACUAGCCUCUUCACCACUCUUGGAUGCGAAGCUGAUCCUUUGGAGCAUGUUGCUCAGAUGUUUAGAGAAUACAUGUUGGAAAAAGCACUGUUUUCAUUGGUCAGUCCUGCCAGGAGCAAGGAAGGACCAACACAAUCUGCAGAAGUGUCGCUGUAUACACAGUUGCUUUCUGAUAGUGCAUCCUCUACCACCAAGCCAGUCAGCUUAUCAGGAGGAGGCAUCAGCACCAUCACAGGGGGUGAUGAAUUGGGACAGUGGUGGUCAGCUAUUGUUACUGUUGCCAUUGAAUGGUUAGUCGGAGAUGAAGAGAAUGUAGAAAACCAGUAUCCCAUGUGCGAUUCCUUCCCCCAGAAACUUCAAAAGUCCGAUGAUCCUCUGCCUAAAGCUGUCCUGGUCGCUUAUCGUGCAAGGAGAAAUUUGAUGAAUAAUACUCAUGGAUCCCCCCAUUGCAUUCGUCAGUGUGACAGAGCUGGUCGCUUGUUGAGAGAGAGUCUGAAGCUGUCAUAUGCCAAACAGAAUGAACAAAUUGUACAGCUUCUUCAGCUUCUUGUUUGUGACUGGCUGCUGACUACAAGGACAGAACUAUGGGAGAAAAACAGCAAAGAGGAAUCCAGCGUAACUUCGCAGACUGAAAUGAUAGCAUUUCAACAGGACCUGAACAGCUUGAGGAAACUAGCUCAAGUGCAUAAAAAUAUUUUGCCGAAGGUGUUCCUCCAUGAAGCUACAGCACGGCUGAUGGCUGGUGCUAGUCCUGCUAGAACUCAGCAACUUCUGGACAGAAGUAUUAGGAGGAGACAUACAAGUAAAAAUGACAAAGAAGAUGCUAACCACAUGGAAAGUGAGACAGCAGAUAGAGACCAGGCAAAAGCAUUACUGAUGGCAGGCAAACAUCUACCUGCAAAUAUGUUGCCAUGCAGUGAAGACAGAAUAGCUCUGAUUUCUGAAGCUAGUAAAAUGUACGAAUCCCUUGGGGACAAGAAAUCCUUACAGAACUGUCGACAGAUGAUCAUGCAGUUUGAGGACAAGGUGUCCCCGCCCCCAGUUUUAUGUUAAUGAAUGUUGACUGUGAUAUCCUUCAUUCUUCAUCAGUAUGAAAGAUUUAUUUAAUUUGUGAGACUUAAAAUUGUGAACGUUUUUUGUAGAUAUUGUGCUUGUGCAGUGUAUUUCAUCAUGAUCAUGGAAUCAAUUAGUAUUUUGGUUUUGAAAAUACAUACUGAAAUGAAA
Messenger RNA from Ostrea edulis (European flat oyster), 3578 nucleotides. RefSeq names its product sterol regulatory element-binding protein 1-like. Gene Ontology annotation, molecular function: protein dimerization activity; RNA polymerase II cis-regulatory region sequence-specific DNA binding; DNA-binding transcription factor activity, RNA polymerase II-specific. Bases 108 to 3407 code for a protein of 1099 amino acids. NCBI's taxonomy places the organism in Eukaryota, Metazoa, Mollusca, Bivalvia, Ostreida, Ostreidae. The transcript has 16 exons. Gene Ontology annotation, cellular component: nucleus. The record is from RefSeq and is a predicted model, not a curated record. Gene Ontology annotation, biological process: regulation of transcription by RNA polymerase II.